AUGUCCAAGGGUACAGUUUUAUUGACAGGUGCUUCAGGUUUUAUAGCCCAGCAUAUUGUUUUAAGAUUAUUGAAUGAAAAUUAUAAAGUCAUUGGUACAGUUAGAUCUGAAUCCACCCGUGAAAAGAUUGAUAAUCUAUUCAAGAAUGAAAAUUUAGUGUUAGAGAUUGUUCCCGAUAUCUCUAAUUUGAAUGCAUUUGAUGAAGUUUUGGCUAAAUACAGCAACAAAAUUGAUUAUGUUUUACACACAGCUUCUCCUUUCACAUUCAAUGUUAAUGAUUAUGAGAAAGAUUUAUUGAUUCCCGCUUUAAACGGUACCAAAUCUAUUCUAAAUGCUAUCAAGGAGCAUUCGGUCGAGAGUGUUAAACGUGUUAUCAUUACCUCUUCUUAUGCUGCUAUUACUACCGUUGGAAAAGAUGGUGAUGCUAACGUAACAUUUAACGAACAUACGUGGAACCCAGCCACCUGGGAAAGUUGUCAAUCAGAUCCAGUCUCGGCUUAUUGUGGCAGCAAAACUUUUGCUGAAAAAGUUGCUUGGGACUUUGUCAAGAAAAACGCUGGUUCAAUUAAUUUCACUUUAACCACUGUUAAUCCGGUUAUCGUUUUUGGUCCUCAAUUAUUUGAUGCUUCUGUUGGUAAAAAUCUAAACACCUCAUGCGAGUUGAUUAACGACAUCGUUAAUUACAAGGAAGGCGUUACACAAUUUGAUCCAGACUAUUUUUUUUCUUUUGUUGAUGUUCGUGAUGUUAGCAAAGCACAUGUUUUGGCUUUGGAAAAAAAGGAAGCUAUCGGAAAGAGAUUAUUUUUGAUUGCUGAAAGAUUUUCCAAUAUAGAAUUGUGUAAUAUUAUUGCUAAAAAAUUCCCUCAAUUGAAAAAUAAAAUGCCCAGAAAUGUGGAUUUUGAAAACAAUGACGGUAAAGCGCUUUACUCCAAGGCAGCUUACCUGGAUAACUCUGAAACCAAAAAAAUUCUUGGUUUUGAAUUUAUCACUUUGGAAAAAUCUAUUGAUGACACAGUAGAGCAAUUAUUAAGAGUGAAUAAAUGA
Saccharomycodes ludwigii is the source of this 1044-nucleotide messenger RNA. RefSeq names its product SDR family oxidoreductase. The record is from RefSeq and is a predicted model, not a curated record. Gene Ontology annotation, molecular function: oxidoreductase activity, acting on the CH-OH group of donors, NAD or NADP as acceptor. The transcript has a single exon. NCBI's taxonomy places the organism in Eukaryota, Fungi, Ascomycota, Saccharomycetes, Saccharomycodales, Saccharomycodaceae. The coding region runs from base 1 to 1044 and encodes 347 amino acids.